AAGGUUAUAUUUCUCGGAUAAUGAAAUUAGGAAAGUUUUUUGCUUAUGCUAGUUUUUUGGUGAACUACCCACCGCUUAGAGAAGUGGGGGCUUCUCAGGAAUUUCACCUGAUGGCUCGAACCGAACCAAUUAUAAUCAACAAGGAUAACGAGUAUUUACCAGUUCUUGUAAGAGAAAUUGCCAAAAAAAUAGAGAACAGUAGUAUUUUAUUAGAACCGGCUGGAAUUCAUGUUGGAACAUCAGUUUUGACUAGAAAAAAAGCAGCGUUGAAUCUUACUAAGAUUAAGGAUGAUUUAUUAACUGACCUUAAAGAGUUGGCUUGUCCAAAUCUAAGGUUUCCCUUCCUAAACAAAGAAACUGAAGGGGAAGUUAAUCUCUCUCUUGUCAAUUUAGAACCCGGUGGUGCAAUUUUUUUCAAAGAAGGAGAAUUUUUGCGGGGGGAUGAUGACAAUUUAACUCUGGGCAGCGAAAAGGCUUUUUCCUUUUUCAAAAAAAUCAUUGAUGAAGAUAAUGGAAAAAUAACCGUUAAAUACCAAUCGGGGGAAUAUGAAUAUAAUACUAACGAGUUUGCCAAUUAUGAUAUUCCGGCGGGGGUUGAAAUUGAAUAUGAGGAAGUCGAAGCAGCCAGUUCAAGCAAGAAACUACCCGCCUCCCACUCUGCCGAACUCCGGGAACCCGCCGAACCCGACCCCGAAGUAGUCGCUUUCCAAGCAAAAUUAAAAGCCGGAUAUGGGAAAUUUUUGAAACUAAUUACUGACAAUAACAUUUCUCAUAGAACGAAUUAUUAUCCUAAAAAGGGCAAAGAAAAAGUUGUCGAGACUGGCAGCAGUUCAGCGGACACUGAUGGAGAACGGGCUAAGGAAACCAAAGAAGGGGAUGGCGAUGCUGAUGAGACUAAUAAAACUAAUAAAUUAAUAAAUAUGAACCCUCAACAAGAACAAGUAAAAAAUUUAAUUGAUAAUUUACUGGCUACCGCAGCCGAGCCGGUAUUUUUCUUAAUCCUUAAACAGAAAAGCAAAAGUAUAAGCAAAGGAUUAAGCAAGGUUUUGGAUAGAAAAAUAGCCGCUUUAGAAAAAGCAAGUAAAGAUACAAAAGAUACAAAAGAUACAAGAAGUGUAAAAGAAUUAGAACUAGAGAAAGUCCGGGCAAUGAAAGAAAUUAAAACGGCGUCCAUGACUGCUUCAAGCAGCGAAGGUUCAAGCCCCGAUUUAGAAAAGUUUUUCGAAAGGAUUAAAAGGAAAGAAAGUCUGAGAACAUUAACCAAAGAAAAAAAAAAAAUACUUUUAGAAUUAGGAGCGGAUAGCGGCAAAAGUGCUGGUUCUUCCUCAACUGGUGAUGGGUCUAGCGGUAGCCGCCCCAUUAUAGUUGUUGAUGAAGCCAAAAAAGAAGAAGAAAUUACCAAAACCCCCGCGACCGACACCGGAGUAAUUAAAUUCUAUCACGACGGUCAACCUUAUUACGAAUUUACCAAUUUCGCCCCCAACUUUCCCAUCAACUUCCCAAGUUUAGCCGGCUACGAAAAUUUAGCGGGCGAGUGA
Molecule: messenger RNA, 1538 nt
Organism: Ambispora leptoticha
Lineage: Eukaryota; Fungi; Glomeromycota; Glomeromycetes; Archaeosporales; Ambisporaceae
Source: the annotation of a GenBank genome assembly